Molecule: messenger RNA, 1197 nt
Organism: Pseudocercospora fijiensis CIRAD86
Lineage: Eukaryota; Fungi; Ascomycota; Dothideomycetes; Mycosphaerellales; Mycosphaerellaceae
Exons: 2
Coding region: 1-1197 (398 amino acids)
Biological process (GO): proteasome-mediated ubiquitin-dependent protein catabolic process
Cellular component (GO): nucleus; cytoplasm; GID complex
Molecular function (GO): protein binding; ubiquitin protein ligase activity
Source: RefSeq, a predicted model, not a curated record
AUGGAGGGGAUAUUGGCGGCUCACGAGUUGCAGGAGAAGAAAGGGAACCUACGAAAGACCAUCACCGACGUUCAGGCUCUGAUCGACCUCCUUCAGAGCACACGCGAUGCCGUCGCCUCCGACCCCACCAAGUCAGCUCUGCACAUGGCCAAGCUGCAGAAUCCCGUAAAACAGUCGUUUAGCAAGCUCGAAGAGGAUUUGAAGGAGGUCAACAAGGGCAUGAACCAGUACCAGAAGGCACUCAAGGAUAAAUUCAAGAGCGCUGCACUGCCCACCGCCGGCAACGAUGCCUUGUCGAGCCAGCCGAAUCUCAUCAAUCGUGCUAUCGCCAUGCAUCUGCUUCGCGAGGGGAAGUUCAAUGUUGCCAAGACAUUCGUGAAAGAGGUAGCCGCCCAGCCACAUUCAACCCAGGGUGAAUUGGAGAAGAGUGGACUGCAGAGGAAAUUCGCUGACAUGUACCACGUCUUGGACGCGUUGCGGAAUCACCACAAUCUGGAGCCAGCAAUAGAAUGGGCAAGACAGCACAGCUACGAGCUCGAGAACCGAGGUUCAAAUCUGGAGUUCGAAUUGAGCAGGCUCAAGUUCGUAGAGCUGUAUACGAGCACUUCCUCGGAUAUGACAGACGAUGACCCCGAUCCAUUCAGUGGACCACUGCGGGCACUGGAAUACGCACGAAGCACGUUUCCGGCUUUCAGCACCAGAUACGCCCGCGAAACAUCGUCGUUGCUGGGAUCUCUCCCCUUCUCGGAAAAUUUGGCGGCAUCGCCAUACAACACAUUCUUCAGCAGUCCCACCUCGUACGAAGAAGCCUCUGCAUCUUUCACGCGGGACUUCUGCGGCAUGCUCGGCCUUUCGUCACAGUCACCUCUUUACACUGCAGUAACAGCAGGUGGCAUUGCGCUACCUGUAUUGGAGAAGGUGGAACGAGUCAUGGCACAGGCCAGAGGGCAGUGGACAUCGGUGAACGAAUUGCCAGUCGAAACGCCUCUACCACCGGGCUUCGCUUUCCAUUCAAUCUUCGUAUGCCCGGUAUCGAAAGACCAGGCAACGGAUGCGAACCCGCCAAUGAUGCUGCCCUGCGGGCACGUCAUCGCAAAACAAAGUCUAGAGAUGCAUAGCAAAGGCAAGAGCAGGAUGAAAUGUCCUUACUGUCCGAAUGAGAGCCACCCGAAAGAAGCGAAGAGGGUGUACAUAUGA